UCAACGUCUUUUCUUCGUCAACGGUUGUUGUCGUUUUUCGCUCGCAGAACGAAAUAAUACGGCAAGUGAAUUACUACAAUAAAAGUUUUUUUUUGAAUAUUAACAAAUCCAAGAAUUUCUUUCAAUUGAAAUUAACACUGUAACAUUUUAAUUUCAAUCAAAAUUUAAUAAAAAAGUUUCAAAUUACAUUGUGCUGGUAAAGAAUUUUUGUGCAAAUUACAGAAAAAGCCAAGUUUUUUUAAAAAAAAGAACAAAAAAUUUUCUUCUCAUACAUACUUUGAGUAGUGAGUGAAGGUGCGUGUGUGUGUGUUGUGUGUAAAAGUAUUUUUCUUUUCUACUCCAAAAAAAAAAACAAAAAAAAAACGUAAAGCAGCCAACAAACCAAACGCCAGCUUUUAUAAACAGCCACCCUAAAAGAGUUUGUGGUUUUUGAAAGGAAACAACAAUAAAAAUAGCAGUAGAAAUAUUAACAAUUAGAAAAAAUGGCAGUGAAUGUAUAUUCUACAAAUGUUACGACUGAAAAUCUAUCCAGACAUGAUAUGCUUGCUUGGGUAAAUGAUUGUCUGCAGGCACAAUUUUCGAAAAUUGAAGAACUAUGUACUGGGGCUGCUUAUUGUCAGUUUAUGGAUAUGUUAUUUCCUGGUUCGGUACCUAUGAAACGUGUCAAGUUCCGUACAAAUUUGGAACAUGAAUACAUUCAAAACUUCAAGAUACUACAAGCUUCUUUCAAAAAAAUGAGUGUAGACAAGAUUAUACCCGUUGAUAAAUUAAUUAAGGGACGUUUUCAAGAUAAUUUUGAAUUUUUACAAUGGUUUAAAAAGUUCUUUGAUGCCAAUUACGAUGGACGUGAAUAUGAACCGCUAAUAGCACGUGGUGGCAUUAAAUUGGGCAAUGGUGUUGGUGGCGGUGGUAGUGGUGUAGGCAGCAGUAAUGAUUUGCUACAUCAUCAUCAGCAUGACAAACGUCAUAUACAAAUGCCUUCGGGACGUAGUACAACACAUGCUACCACAACACGAACAACCGCUACAAAAGUACCGCCUAGAGCUGCUGUUCCUGCUACAAAUUCAAGACCGGCUGUGGCUUCUUCAAAUAGCAGUGCUGGUGGUGCCGUUAAGAAAGCUAAUGAAAAUAAUACCAGUGCUGUAACGAAUCAACAAAUUGAAGAAUUAUCUAGCCAGGUCAUGGAUAUGCGUUUAAAUUUGGAGGGUUUGGAAAAAGAAAGAGAUUUCUAUUUCUCUAAAUUGCGUGAUAUAGAAAUUCUCUGCCAAGAAGCUGAAGAAGGAGAUACCCAUCCUUUGAUACAGAAAAUUUUGGAAAUUUUAUAUGCAACGGAGGAUGGUUUUGCGCCACCAGAUGAAAUUCAGCCUGAAGAUGAAGAAUAUUAAGUUUGUUAGUGUGGUGUGUUUUUUUCUAUUUAACUCUCCUUCUACUCUUGUCGCCCCCCUAUUCUAUUACUUUUCUUUUAAAUCAGUUUUUAAACACUAUAACUUGUUUUUGUAUAAAAAAAAGAAAUGAAAUAAGAAACUUUACUCUCUAUGUUUUCUUUGAAUUAAAAAUUAUUAAAAAAAAAACAAACGUA
This is a messenger RNA of Lucilia sericata (common green bottle fly), 1579 nucleotides long. RefSeq names its product microtubule-associated protein RP/EB family member 1 (gene Eb1). Gene Ontology annotation, cellular component: cytoplasmic microtubule; microtubule plus-end; spindle midzone. The record is from RefSeq and is a predicted model, not a curated record. Gene Ontology annotation, molecular function: microtubule plus-end binding. Gene Ontology annotation, biological process: spindle assembly; regulation of microtubule polymerization or depolymerization; protein localization to microtubule plus-end. Lineage: Eukaryota; Metazoa; Arthropoda; Insecta; Diptera; Calliphoridae.